Molecule: messenger RNA, 573 nt
Organism: Penicillium griseofulvum
Lineage: Eukaryota; Fungi; Ascomycota; Eurotiomycetes; Eurotiales; Aspergillaceae
Exons: 3
Coding region: 1-573 (190 amino acids)
Source: RefSeq, a predicted model, not a curated record
AUGCAAUUUCUCGAACUUCAAGCUGUUGUUUUGGCUUACCUUGCCACCUCGGUGAGCGGUCUUACUAUCGCAGGGGAUCACUUGAUCAAGCCUCGCGAUAGCUCGGUUGGGACCGAUGGGAAAAAAUGCUAUCCCAACCCGAGUCAAUGGCAGGCGUUCCAGGAUAACAAUUCUUCCGGUGAUCCCCAGACGACCUGUUACGAUGAGUACCCUGGUAGUGGCCACGGUACCGACAUUUAUGUUAGAGAUGGCUGUAUUGUGAUUGAUGACUCAAUCCGCUGCACCAUGACGGGUUAUUCUCACAAAUCAAAGAACUUCGGAUUCGAGUACCUACCCUACAAUGUCCGGGAUCAGGAUGGUACCUUUAGCACCGCUGUUAUCUAUGCCGGGUUCGACCGCAAUAAUCAUGAUAAGGAAGUUGAGCCUAACUGUGUGCUCGAGGCAAAAUGGCCUAGCUACUGGGGCGAUUUGGAUUUCACCAAGGACGGCUGUCUCACUGAUAGCUCGGGAGAGUGGAAGCAGUGCUGCUUCAACAAUCCCAAUGGUCUUGCUGUCACAAAUCCAUAUGCCUAG